Molecule: messenger RNA, 2061 nt
Organism: Saprolegnia parasitica CBS 223.65
Lineage: Eukaryota; Oomycota; Saprolegniomycetes; Saprolegniales; Saprolegniaceae
Exons: 1
Coding region: 1-2019 (672 amino acids)
Source: RefSeq, a predicted model, not a curated record
AUGUUGGCCUCGCCACUCGACGUCCGUGAAUCCGGCACGACGAUCGAGACGUUCUUGCCGCACCCGUCGUGCGCCAUGCCUACUGCCGUUGUCAACGGCUGCCUUCGCAAGGACAUCGAAGGUUUCUUGUUGCUGCCGCCGCCAACCGCCCGCGCGUUCAACAAUCCGUCACGCGCCAUCGUCUUUUGGCCCAAGCGUCACCGGUUGAGCUUGGUUGGUAUCGCUGGAGUCUUCUCCGUCUUGACGCAGCGGCUCACGACAGAAGACGACGGCGAGUACCUUGGUAUUUCAGAGACGCGGGAGCUCGUGCUGGCGGCCAUGUCCAUCUUUCACGUCUCCAAUCGCUUGCCCAUCGAGUCGCACGCCCGGCGCGUCUGCUUCUCGCUCGAGCGAAAGCGCCAAGGUGUACCGCGGCACCUCGAGCGCAUGCAGCGCAUCUUGAUGGCCCUCAAGAGCGUCGAGCUCUCCGGUCUCUUCCUCUCGGACUACAUCACGGUGGAGGAUGCGCUUCCGUUGGCCGAUAUUGCGCCCAUCAUUUGCAGUCUCUUGGCGUUGCACGGUUGGGGCCCGCUGGAGCCUGCCAUGCUCGGGCUCGUCCAGCGCUGGAUCAAGACGCACGCAGACGAAACUCUUCAGCUACUCACGAGUUUGGCUGGCCUCGACACGGAGUCGCGCGUGUGCCCACCGCUUCGUCAGGCGCUCGACGCGGAGCUCUUCAAGCGCUGCUACCAUAUUGUACGGGCAACACCGGGUCUGCUUACCAAGCAAAGCUGGUCCGGCCGCGGCCCGAUCUUUCUCAAAGGCCUCUUCUUGCUCGAGCACUAUGUGCGAACGACGGUGCCGCAACUCCUCGAUGCCAACUACGUACGCUUGCCGCCGGUCCUCGUCACAGCGAUUGACGCCUACCUCUUUCCAGCGCUCCCGACGGUCGUGAGCUUCGAGUGCCCAACCCACGGACUUGACCUCCUCAAGGACAUUGCUGUGGGUCUGGCGUCGGCGCUGCGCUGCCAGCCACUGCUGCCACUGCCGGUGACCGUGAUAGACAAGAUCCUUGAAGCCGUUCGAACGAUGCCAAUAGACGUCGCCUUCAGGCUGGAGGGCUGUAUCGACAUCGCCGCGGCCGUUCUCGCCUUGGCGAGUCUCGCGCAGCGGUUUGAUGCUGAGCUCUUUGCCGCGUGCGAGCAAAUUUGGGGUGUCGGGAUGCUUCCCGCCGUUGCCUCGAUCACGUCGCAAUUUCAAGACACGGCGCUUCUACGCCCACUGCUCGUCGACAGCGUCGAUCGUGUGGUCGAGACGCUCGCAGACCACUCGCUGUGGCAACAGGCGUGGCGCCGGCCAGUGUACGCGACCAAGGACGACGCCGCCGCCCCGAUUGGCGUCUUUCUCUUCCUCGACACGGUGGACGCGUUGGAGCAUGCUGCUCCGAACCACACCCAUCUCUUUGCCUCGACGUGGUUACGGUCCUUGCCCGCAACGCUCGAAGUCAAGGACAGUCUGCUAUUGCCGGUUGUGUCGCGCCUCGACCAUGCCUCUGCCGUCUAUCGCCUGCUGGCGACGGCAGCCGUCGAUCGGUUUGCUGGCGAGCCGCCGCUUCCAGUCGUCUCUAACUUUUCGAUGCAGCCGCACCCAAGCCUCGACAACGGACACUGCCACCAGUGUCGCAGUGCCUGUGCAUUUGCUGGCGAAGCCGACAAGGCGUCAGAGCCCUGUCAUGUCGGCAGAAACGAGCUGUGCCCGGACCUGGUGCGCGUUGUGGACGCAGACGCCGCACGUCUCUGCUUUGUCGACACGGACCCCGCAGACGAGACGCGAAUGUAUCUCGAAGGUCCACUAUUCCUUGAAAAAGUCCGGCAGCCGGGUCAAGUCUCCGAGCCCGAGUGGCUCGCACACAAGGCAAAGGUCGCGAUGCUGGCCCGCGUGACGGCAUUGAUUGAGCGUUUGAAGCACGAGCUGCCGACGAACGAAGGCGAGACCAAGGAGAUGGAUGCACCAGCAGCCAAGCGCUUGCGUCUUUCGUAAGGCCCAACGAAAAAGGCCUUUCUAUUUGAGUUUGAGUCUGGA